Molecule: messenger RNA, 2629 nt
Organism: Patiria miniata (bat star)
Lineage: Eukaryota; Metazoa; Echinodermata; Asteroidea; Valvatida; Asterinidae
Product: protein spire homolog 1-like
Exons: 15
Coding region: 39-2450 (803 amino acids)
Biological process (GO): polar body extrusion after meiotic divisions; actin filament polymerization; intracellular transport
Cellular component (GO): cell cortex; cytoplasmic vesicle membrane
Molecular function (GO): actin binding
Source: RefSeq, a predicted model, not a curated record
CAGCUGGAUUUCGUGUGCAUACAAUUUGUACGAACAACAUGGCGCAGCUGACACUGACAGCCGAUCGCCUCCCGGAAAACUCCGUUUCUCUGGACAAAAUCUUGUCGGCUUUUGACGGUCCCCUAAACGAAGAGCAAGCAUGGGCCGUGUGCUACCAAUGUGCCCAGUUUCUGAAGGUGUCGUGGCCGGGGAGAGAUACUGACAGGGGAUUUACUCUGGACGGUGCCGAAGCGGUUCGAGUGCACAAGGAUGGGUCUGUCACGGUCACCGCGAUUGAGACGGACUCGAUGCGGGACGACGACGACGAAAACACGGCAGAUUUGACGGAAGAGAUAUUUCACACAGAACCAGAGAUGGUGAAUGCCCUGGGCCGCAUCGUCUACCAUGCCCUCGACUACGGUUGCCAUGAGGAGGAAGAACGGGUCCUGAGCGACCCCCUGGAGGAUCUGAUUGACCAGAUGACCAACAUGGGAGAGGAGGGUCCAGACAACGAUGAAGAUGAUGACAGGAAGAGCCAGGGAAGCACCAACACCGACGAAGGCAUCGUGGAUGGACACGAGUCGGACGAACUGGAUGAAAAUGAGAACAGCAAACCAAGGAGGCUUUCCACGUUUGAAGACGUCGCAAAGUUUUGUAGCCGACAUUUACUAGAGCCAGAGGGAGCCUCGACCCAUUACCAAGCUGUGUGCCGAGCAUUGCUGACAGAAGCACAAGAUCUCACCCAGUUCCUUCAAGUCAUUGCAUCAAGUACAAAGAGUUUACAAAGUCUACAUGCCGAACAUGGUGACGAUGAUCAAGAUGCGCAUUUAGAAAACAUCAAACCAAAGCAAUGGGCUAGGAUUUGGAUGCAGGUUCUGCAGCAGCUCAGGCAAGGAGUCAAGCUCAAGGAGAUCAGUGAUACCUGUACCUCCCAUCGUAGCCGCAUCCCCAUCGAGUAUGAGCUGACUCCCUACGAGAUCCUGAUGGAUGAUAUACGAUUCCACAAGUACACGCUCAAACAAGUCCUGGUGAAUGGUGACUUACCCCCUAGGGUGAAGAAGGAGGCCCAUGAUGUCAUACUGGACUUCAUCCGGUCCAGACCACCCCUCAAACCAAUACCUAAGGAUAGUCGACUUCCUUUGAGGACAGAGAGUUUAUACGAGAGAUUACUGAACGACAUCCGAUCCAGACCCUCAUUGGCUCCUGCCUCCAACAGAGUCAUCCCAGAACGGAAACUCAAGCCCAAGAAGAAGAAGAAGAAGUCCAAAGCCCGGCCCAGGAUGCGCCAUCAGAGUACCAGUGAGGGCAGCUGUGCCUCCAGCGUGGACUCGGAGGAUCUAGAGAUAUUUGAUACCUCACCGGAGCUGCCCAGGAAAGUGCUACGCGCCGAGAUCACAUUGGAUUGGUCGGAUGAGGAUGAUGUGACUUCGUCAGAUACCAGCCAGCUCACCAUCACGCCACGGAACGAUGACUUGGAUUUGACCCCUCAGCCUAGGAGAGAUCAGUUGAAGCCCUUCUGGCGACUGGAAACUCUCAACGCUCCCAGCUUCGACACCUUGUUGUCACCUGAUUCUUCUGUGACGCCAACCAACGAAGAAGACGACGGCGCGAGGGAGAGUGACGUCGACGAACAACCGCACGAAGAAGAAGAAGAGGAACCGAUGCCUAAACAAGAGAGUCCCAGACGACACAGUAUAGCCAUCUGCCAAACGCUCACACAGCUCUCAAGUCAUUCGGAGCGAUACAUUCCACCAGAAUGUCUGGCUUUGACCGUGGAUGAGGUAAUUCACAUCAGGAGCGUCCUGGUCAAAGCUGAGAUCGAGAAUCUUAGAGUCAACCCAAAGAUUCACAACGGUGUACUCAGAGAAAAGAUUUGUUUCUCUUGCAAAAAGAAGUUUGCACUUUUCAAGCGCAAGAGUAGAUGCAAGCUAUGCAAAAGGCUGAUCUGUACCAUCUGCACCAAGAAGAUGUACCUGCCACGCGGGCACUUCCUCCAGAUUCCCAUCGAGUCACUGAGUCCCACGAGUCCCAAGAAGAGCCCAACAUUCGGGGGACACAACUCACAACUGUACAAAAGCCACUCGGAGCCCCCCACCCCCUCAGUAAGCCCUGAGGGGUCCCCCAGGCUAUGGAGGCGAGAAAGGCAAACCAACAUCCCCAAGGAGCAACUGGACAUGGUCUGCUGUGAAUGCAAAGACUUCUUGAAGGAAGCGGUGCGGGCCAGCCAGCAGGCCAGCCGCAUCAACGGCACCAGCCACCAGGGGACGGAGUUCAAGCUGAACUCGCCCCCGCGGCUACCUAAACAGUGCAGUGUGGACAGCCAGCACAGCCAGCACAGCCAGCACAGCCAGCAUAGCGCACACAGUGAUAGGAGCACAGGCAGCAACCGAAGCGCACAUAGUGACAGAAGCCUUCACAAACAGGACAGCAGACACAGCGAUACUGAAAGCGGCCACACAGACAAUACAUGAGGGUUAAUGUUCAUCCUUUCGUCAUUUUAAAAUGUGACUCUUCAUAGUUAUGCUCAUUUGUCAGUAGUCUAUGUAAUAGUAUUACAGGCAACCACAUUUGCCGAUUAAUUAGGCAAGACCCCGCAUCUUGACUUCCUAGAUUUCGACCAGUCAGCGGGCGCUUUCUAUAGGCCCAUCGG